Molecule: messenger RNA, 1971 nt
Organism: Tachysurus fulvidraco (yellow catfish)
Lineage: Eukaryota; Metazoa; Chordata; Actinopteri; Siluriformes; Bagridae
Gene: ogfod1
Product: 2-oxoglutarate and iron-dependent oxygenase domain containing 1
Exons: 13
Coding region: 205-1797 (530 amino acids)
Biological process (GO): regulation of translational termination; peptidyl-proline hydroxylation
Cellular component (GO): cytoplasm
Molecular function (GO): peptidyl-proline dioxygenase activity; iron ion binding; L-ascorbic acid binding
Source: RefSeq, a predicted model, not a curated record
UCUCUGGGGCUCUUUGUAUCUGUCCCUCACACACACACACACACACCUUAAUCGCUCAGAUCUGGUUAAAAAAAAUACAGUAUUUUAUUAUUAGUUGUUGGUGUUAAUAAUAAUCAUUAGAAGCAAAACGGGAAUGUUUUUAAGGAGUGUUUUGAUGACGUCACAUUCGUGCGCCGGGCUCCCCUUCUAACUUGGAGGAUAAUAAUGUCUACUAAACGGCGCUCGAACGGCACAAAUAAAGGGAAAAGUGUUAAAAAGAGUAAAGAGGGCGAAGUCGCUGUGAUCAGCUCGGACCUGAAGGAUGAUGUGAUCCGGAAUGGAAUGAAAGACGCUUGGAGGAAAAAGACGAGUUUCUCUCAGGGCGGCGUGCAGCUGGACUGUGAUCCGUUUCCUCACUGUAUGAUCAGGAACUUUGUUCAGAACGAGAGUUUUGUGGAGAACCUGAGAGAUGAACUGCUGCAGCUCAACUUUCACAGCAAAUCCAACGACCUGUACAAAUUCCAGCAGUCUGAUGAUCUGAAGAAGAGGAAAGAACAUCACAUUUCUGAAAUAAGGUCACUUCUUUUCCACCAGUUCCGCUCGUGGCUGUCUGAAGUGUUAGGAGUGGACUUGGAGCCGACUGUGGAUAUUUCCUGUGCUAAAUACGAGCACACAGACACCUUGCUGUGUCACGAUGAUGAACUUGAAGGCCGGAGAGUCGCUUUCAUCCUUUACUUAGUGACUCCGUGGGACCUGAGUGAUGGAGGAACUUUAGAUUUGUACAACACAAAUGAACAUUAUGAACCAGUGAGCAUAGUGAAGUCUCUGCUGCCCAGCUGGAACACUUUGUUGUUUUUUGAAGUCUCUCCUGUUUCCUUCCAUCAGGUGUCAGAGGUUCUUACUGAUGAAAAGUGUCGUUUGUCCCUGAGUGGUUGGUUUCAUGGUUUGUCCCUGCAGAGACCGCUGCGCUACACAGAACCCGGAGCACCACGUCACACACACGUCCUCGCAGAUGAGACAUUGUUGUUUGAGUGGGUGAAUGAGAACUACAUGGAUCCUCUGUAUCAGGCUCAGGUCCAGCAGGAGUUUGAGGACACUUCAGAAAUCCGCUUGCCGAACUUCCUGCAGGAGGAGAAAUAUACGCAGGUGAUCGAAGCCUUGCGAUUGGCUGAAAUCCAGUGGGAGAGGACAGGACCGCCCAAUAAGAGAUGUUAUGCACGAGCACAGCUACAGAAUUUACCCUCCUGCUUAAAGGAAUGCUGGGAUCUGCUCAUGUCUGAGGCCUUCUUCCUCCUGCUGUCCAACCUGACGGGGCUGAGCCUGCACGCUCUAGCUGCCGGGGACGAGGAGAGCGAUAGCGAGGGUCAGGAAGGACCGAUAGACGGACAGGAGGGACAGAGAGACGGGCAGGAGGGACCGAGCGGCACAGGUGAUGGAGAGGACCCCAGUAGCACUUCGUCAUCAACAGAGAAGACACCCAAAGGUCCUCCUGUGUGUGUUGGUGAACUCCGUCGUUGGUCUCAUGGUGAUUACACUCUGCUGCAUGACUCUGUAAAAAGAGAGUUUGCACUGGACCUGCUGCUUCAUUUGGGCUGUACAGGGUGGAAGGCUGAGUUCGGAGGAUUCACGUCGUACAUCGCUCACGAUGAAGACGAAGAGCUCCUGACCGUGUACCCUGAGGACAACUCUUUAGCGUUAGUGUACAGAGACAAAGAGACGCUGAAAUUCAUCAAACACAUCAAUCACAACAGCGUUCAGGAGAACGAACACACCGCAUUCACACACUUUUACGAUUUCUCUUUCACUUACUACGAAUAAACAUGACCACAUGAACAAGAAAGACUUUAAUCGACACUUUAUACAUCAAGAACGGCAUGUUACAGUGUAACAAAAGUGCAUAAGUUUUCACCCCUGUGGAUUCAGGGUGAAUAAAUAAUAAACCGUGUCCGUUAUAAAGUUUAUGUACAAUAAUAAACAUUUAUGUUUCAUUCA